AUGGCUUCUGGACGAGGUGGAGCUGUAGCACGAGGUCCAGGUGGCGCUGGUAGCAGCGUACCAGGAUCUCCACCACGUCCUAUGGAGGGGCGGGUAGGGGAUGGCCCUGGAGGAGCCGGCGCAUGCUUUGUGGGAGGGUUGCUUUCCUUGGCGACGCCGACAUCACGUCACACUUUCCGCUACGACGGCCCUCGACCCCCUGCUAAGGGGAAGACACAGCCGGAGAGUGGCAGUGGGGAGGAGGAUGAGGAGGAGGAGGAGGAGGAGGGUAAUGGCGAUGACGAUGAGGACGAUGAGGGGAGUGGGGAUGACAGUGAGGCAGGGUGGGACCCAGAGACGGAUGGCGGUGGGGAGGGGGGAGAGGAUGAUGAAGACCACGAGAUGGAUGGGUUGGAGCCAGAGGGGCGGGAAGAGGAGGUGGGAGAGGGUGGUGGAGAGGCGGCAACGGAGGCGGGCUCACACCAUGGGCGUGAAGGGGGUGGGAGCGUGGGGGUUGCUGUGGGGAAGAAGGCCGCGACCAUUAGGCCGCCAAGGCAGGGGAAGAGGGUGAACAAGUUGAGGGAGCGGGCGUACACCGCUACGUUCACAGGGGAGCCGUUGGGUGAGGGCGUGAUCGCACCGGAGUUCCUAGACGAGGAUGGAGAGUCAGAAAGUAGCAAGGGGACGGGUAGCAGGAAACCGGGGUGGCAGGUUAUGAUGUUCGGACCAAAGGAUGCAGACGAGAAGCGUCAGUGCAAGAUUUGCACCGACAAGAUCUCGUGGAAGCAGUCCACAACCACUCCCGGCGAGCGGCACUUCGCGAGCCACCAUACAGCGCAUAUGCUUGUGUGGCAUCACCGUUACCACACCCCGUCCAUUCAGUUGCCAGGCGAGACGUUUCCACGCGGGGGUUACAAAGGGGGCAGGAUUGAGCGGUUUAUGACAACGAAGCUGUCACAAGGGGAGCUCCGACGGGCGAUCGCCAAGCUAGUGGUCACCUGCGACCUCCCCUUCCGCAUCGUGGAGGCCGAGGCUUUUCGGGAGCUCCUGAUCCUGCUAAAUCACAACUGCGCGCAGAAGAACUUCAUCCCCUCCCGUUGGACGGUCUCCCGCGACACCGUUGUCUUUGCGGCGGCCGCUCUCCAGUCCGCCAUCGCGGAGAUGCUGGCGAAGGAGGGGGAGCUGGGGUGCAAGGUGUCGAUUACCAUAGACAUAUGGACGGCACCCAACAACAGAGCAUGGCUGGUGGUGACCGGCCACUGGAUAGACGAGGCCUUCCAGCUGCGCACGAUGGUGCUCGAGUUCCGUGAGAUGCUCGGGCGGCAUGGAGGCAAGGAGAUUGCGAAGGUGGUUGAGGAGACAGUGGUGCAGUGGAAGUUGGAGGGGCGUUGUCUUGGGUUGACGUCAGACAACGCCUCCAGCAACAUUGCUGCCUUCAGGCGGCUGUCGGAGGAGGGUGGUGGGAGGUGCUUCUUCACCGAGCGCAUGCACUUCCGCUGCCUGGCACAUGUGAUCAACCUUGCCGUGAAGGCAGCUCUCGCAGUGGCCGCCAUCCGCAAGCUGCUGAAGAUCCUGAGGGAGAUGGCGUCGUGGGUGGGCUUCUCGCCGCAGCGCUCAGGGAAGUUCCUGGGCCUGCAACGGACCUUGAACGCGCAGGCCAACCCCGCCAAACCGAAGCCGGCACUGAAGCUGGUGCAGGACUCUCCCACGCGCUGGGGCUCGACACACGACAUGGUCGAGCGAGCCGGGGUUCUGCAGGAACCUAUCAACGGCUUGUCGGCGACUGACAAGAAGAAGGUCGAGAGCUUGCGCCUGACAGACGCAGAUUGGGACACCCUGCAUGCUGUCAAGGCACUCCUCAGUCCAUUCGCCAGAGUCUCGAAGGCAGCGGAGGGGGCGGCGUACCCUACAGUGUCGAUGGUGUUGCCGUACUACAACGGCCUGAUCGACGCUUUGGAGGCGCGCCUUGCGAAGGGGCCAUCGGCUGCGCUGAAGCCGAUGAUCGAGGCGGCGCUGGGGGUCCUGAAGAAGUACGCGUACAUGUCCUCCAACGAGCUGUGGAUCGCCACCUUCUUGGAUCCGUCCAUGAAGGCGGCGUGGUUUGAUGACGAGCACUGGGAGUCGCAGCAUCCCGAGACCGAGCCGAGGGUGAGGCCGCGUCCCACUUCUAGCGAGGUGGUCCAGCUGGUACGCGACCGCGUGGCCGAGUACCAGGCCCGGGCUGCAGCGCUUGCCCCCCGGGCGCCCCCACUUGCCACCGUGACGGAGGAGGAGGAGGGUGACGCAGCGGAUGACGACGAGGAUGCGCAGUACAUCCCUAGUCGCCGUCGCCUUGCAGCGCGUCUCUCAACGAGCCAGCAGGCGGAGAGGGGUGGGAUGCUACAGGAUGACGAGAGGAUAGGCGAGGGCCGCCGACAGAGGGGCGUCGCACCGCCAGAGAUUGCCAUUGAGGGCGAGGGGGCGGAGGACGAUGACGAGGAGGAGGAGGAGGAGGAGGAGGAGGAGGAGGGGGAGGGUGAGGGGGAUGCUGAUGACACAGCGACUGGGGUGGAGCCUGCUGUUGGUAGUAGCAGUGGCGCGGCGUUAGCGUAG
Molecule: messenger RNA, 2571 nt
Organism: Closterium sp. Yama58-4
Lineage: Eukaryota; Viridiplantae; Streptophyta; Zygnematophyceae; Desmidiales; Closteriaceae
Source: the annotation of a GenBank genome assembly